Molecule: messenger RNA, 1482 nt
Organism: Vicia villosa (hairy vetch)
Lineage: Eukaryota; Viridiplantae; Streptophyta; Magnoliopsida; Fabales; Fabaceae
Exons: 5
Coding region: 1-1290 (429 amino acids)
Source: RefSeq, a predicted model, not a curated record
AUGGGUAGGUUUGCCACUCUUAGGGAGAAGGUAGAGAAUUACAAAGGAGUGAUUAUGUCUAAGCCACUUAGAAGGGUUAUUGGUGAUGAAGAAGUGAAGAUGAUGAAGAUGGAAGAGAGUGAAGGUAAGAGAAGAAGAGCGUGUGAUGAGGAUGAUGAUGAAAUGAGAUUGAGAAAUGGUGGAGGAACCGGCAUGAACUUGUGCAGGCAAUUUGGAAGUAAUCGGUCCCCCUUUUACGUAAUUGAACUAAAUUGGUUACAAUUAUUUUGGUUGAUUUUCUUACAAUUACAUUGGUUGCAGGCUUCUGUGCAAGUAGGAGGGAAAUCAAAUAAGUCAAAGUCUACUGCAAAUGUAGGAGGGAAAUCAAAGAAGUCAAAGUCUACUGCAAAUGUAGGAGGGAAAUCAAAGAAGUCAAAGUCUACUGCAAAUGUAGGAGGUUCUGUGCAAACUAAUGAUGUGCCACAACAUGAAGCUGUAAGUGAGAAUCAAGCUGAAGAUGUGCCUCAUAGCAAUGAGAAUCAAGCUAAUGAUGUGCAAGCUAAUGAUGUGCCACAACAUGAAGCUGUAAGUGAGAAUCAAGCUGAAGAUAUGCAAGCUGAAGAUGUGCCUCCUAGCAAUGAGAAUCAAGCUAAUGAUGUGCAAGCUAAUGAUGUGCAAGCUAAUGAUGUGCCACAACAUGAAGCUGUAAGUGAGAAUCAAGCUGAAGAUAUGCAAGCUGAAGAUGUGCCUCCUAGCAAUGAAGCUGUAAGUGAGAAUCAAGCUAAUGAUGUGCAAGCUAAUGAUGUGCCUCAUAGCAAUGAAGAUGUGCCUCAUUCACAAAACACUGUCAGUUCAGCUGAGGCAAUGAAAAAGUAUUGUGGAAUUGAUCCUGAUGAAUUGGAGGCCUUGUUAGAUGAUGAAGAAAUACUUGAUAUUGCACCAUUGAGAAUUGAUACUAGUCCUGUCAAGAGUAAAAGAUCUGGUCCCAAGACCUUUAUUGGAAAAUUCCCCAAGGUUCCAAAACCUGUCAAACCAUCCAUUGCUCCAAAGGUGUCCAAAGCUGCCAACAAGCCAACUAUGUCAACUAUGAGUGACCCUGUGAAGGCAAUGAUAUCACCAAGGAAAAAGUCCAAUCUUGCUGCAUCUCCAAUUAGAAAGAGUGAUAGACUAAGGACUUUGAAGGCAAAAAAUAUACAGGGGCCUGGAAGGGAUCAAAAUGAUCCACUUGAAAUUCCUGAUGAAGACUCUACUGUGACCAGUGCUAGUGGUAGAAAGCCAUGGGCUGACAUCCAAAAGAGCAUGACUCAGUGAUCCAAAAUUGUCCUACUGUUUUGUUAUUUACUUUGAAACAUUUGUGUGAUCUAUUAUGAACCACUUUUGGAUGUAUCUCUUUUGUUUUGAACUGAAUCUAAGAUGUAUUAUGAAGAUGUAUUAUGAACCACUUUUGGAUGUAUCUCUUUUGUUUUGUACUGAACCUAAAAUGUAUUAUGAACCACUCUUAUG